Messenger RNA from Schistocerca americana (American grasshopper), 423 nucleotides. Its product is annotated as secreted RxLR effector protein 161-like. The record is from RefSeq and is a predicted model, not a curated record. The transcript has 3 exons. The coding region runs from base 1 to 423 and encodes 140 amino acids. NCBI's taxonomy places the organism in Eukaryota, Metazoa, Arthropoda, Insecta, Orthoptera, Acrididae.
AUGAAGACUGUCCCAUUCAGGGAAGCUAUAGAUAGCAUUGGUAUACUCAACUGUACUAAACCAGAUAUAGCAUAUUCAAUUGGAGUGGGAACUAAGGAUUUCAAGCUAAAAUUUUCUAAAGAUGAGGGACAUGACAGCAUAGGAUACAUUGAUGCUGACUGGGCUGGGGACACUGCAGAUAGAAAAUCGACCACCAGUUUCUUGUUUACGUCACAAGGUGCAGCUGAUCUGUCAAAGACAAGCAGAUACAAAGACCGCACUAACACAUUCACACCAUCAGAGAAAAAAAUUGAUUCAGAAGAAAUCACAAUGGAGCAGAUUUCAAUGAGAGGAAUGCUCACAUACAUGACGACAAAGAUACUGUCAAGAACAAGACAUCAUCAACUAAUCCAAUGGAUUUGGACUACAAAGCUGAAGUACUGA